Molecule: messenger RNA, 1472 nt
Organism: Cricetulus griseus (Chinese hamster)
Lineage: Eukaryota; Metazoa; Chordata; Mammalia; Rodentia; Cricetidae
Source: RefSeq, a predicted model, not a curated record
UUUGUAUGCUUUGGAGAUCAGCCCUCUCUGAGAUAUUUUUACCUCCUUUGUCAAAACUUAGCAGUUCAUAGAGAAAACAAGAUUUUGGUGAAGCAGUCACCCAUGCUUGUGGUGGAUAACAAUGACGUCACCCUCAGCUGCAGGUAUUCUCACAACCUCCUCUCAAAGGAGUUCCGGGCAUCCCUGUACAAGGGAGUGAACAGUGAUGUGGAAGUCUGUGUUGUGAAUGUGAAUUUCUCCUAUCAGCUUCAGUUUCACUCAAACGUGGGCUUCAACUGUGAUGGGAAUCUGGACAAUGAAACAGUGACAUUCUACCUCCGGAAUCUGCAUGUUAACCAAACAGAUAUUUACUUCUGCAGAAUUGAGGUCAUGUAUCCUCCUCCUUACCUAGACAAUGAGAAGAGCAAUGGAACUAUUAUUCACGUGAAAGAGAAACAUCUUUGUCCUGAUCAGGAAACUCCUAAGCUGUUGUGGGUACUGAUCGGAGGUGCUGGAGUCCUGUUUCUUUAUGGCUUGGUAGUGACAGUGGCUCUUUGUAUUAUCUGGAAAAAUAGCAAAAGGAACAGACUCCUUCAGAGUGACUACAUGAACAUGACACCGAGGAGACUUGGGCCCACGCGCAAGCAUUACCAGCCCUACGCUCCUGCAAGAGACUUUGCAGCCUACAGCCCCUGACAGGGACCCCUAUCCAGAAGCCAGCCGGCUGGUGACCCUCUACCUGCUCAACACCACUGCUCUGGAUAGGAAAGGACAAUCUCAUUUUCAGCCGGCCACUUGGGACCUCUACUGGGCCACCUUUGUUAAUUGUUUCAGAGCAUCUUGAUCUGACAUCACGAUCAUCUUGAGACUCUGGAAUGAAUUUAAAGAAACUUCCAUGGCAGGUUAAAUUCUGCAUGCCUUGACCCAUACUCAUGCUUAGUAUAUUUAUUGACUUGACUGAGAAAUUGGAACAGAGAAAACAAAAAGUGAGAGGAUUCAUUCGGCCUUGGAAGUCAAUUUUCAGGAUAUCUCCGGUUCCUUUCUCACUUACUGGCACAUUUCAGUCAUGUGAAGUGUGAUAGCUAAAGAUGUUUCAGAUGGAGUAGAAGGGCUAGAGAAGCCUUCUCUUUGGCUAAGUUUGUGUUUAGGGUGGGGAUCGGUUAGAGUUACAAAGUUUGGUACUUGGUAUUUAGGUUGGGGAUUGGUUAGAGUUACAAAGUUUAGUACUUACAUAUUUGAAAAGGAUUAAAACACUGUUUCCCACUCAUGAAAUGAGCCACUUAGUUCCUGUUUAGUGUUUUCUUGUUAGUUUAGAAAGCUGUGGACAUGUUUUUAAUGAAUUCUGACCAUUUUAAAUCACUUUGACCCGUGGAAUGCCCCCAAAGCACCCUCAGGGCUUGCUUUCCUCAUUCUCUUCUUGGGAAUUCAGUAUUAUUUAUAGUCACAACAUGAUUUCAGAACUAAAUAGCAUCCCACACCAGGAAGAAUGUGAG